GAGCAGCCAUCAAAGUAGCAAGAAAACCAGGAGAGUGUGGUGUUGUGGAGGAACAGAAAGUUCUUCACUCAAGACGAAGGGAGUAGACAACUAUGUCAAAUGUUGGUGAGAAGUCAUGUGAAAUGAAUGAGGAAAUUAAUCACUGGAUUUGGCACUUUGGAGGAGGUGAGUGCCAGUGAAUUAGCUCAUGAAGGUGAGACAGGAACACGCUGACCCACACAGGACAAGCAUGGCACCGCCUUCCAGGCACUGCCUCCUCCUGAUCGGCACACUGGGGGUCUUUGCAUUGGAACGCUUCACGAAAGGUCAGGAGAAUAGCACGCUAAUUUUCACAAAGGAAAACACCAUUCGGAACUGCAGCUGCUCUGCAGACAUCCGGGACUGUGACUACAGCUUGGCUAACCUGAUGUGCAGCUGUAAAACUGUCCUGCCUUUUGCAGUAGAGCGAACAAGCUACAAUGGCCUUCUGACCAUCUGGUUCACAGACACAUCUGUGCUGGGCCGCCUGUUGAACUUCACGUUGGUCCACGACUUAAAGCUUUCCCUCUGCAGUACGAACACUCUCCCCACUGACUACCUGGCUAUUUGCGGUUUGAAGAGGCUUCGCAUCAACACCGAAGCCAAGCAUCCCUUCCCAGAGCAGAGCUUACUCAUCCACAGCAGUGGGGAUGGCAACUCCAAAGAGAAGCCUGUGUUGUCACACGAAGGCUGGCAAACAUGUAUGUAUAUCUCAUUGUUAGAUAUGGCUCUAUUCAAUAGAGACUCAUCCUUAAAAUCAUAUAGUAUUGAAAAUGUUGCCAGCAUUGUCAACAACUUUCCCGAGUUUUCUUACUUUAAAACCUUCCCAAUGCCAAGCAGCAAAAGCUGUGUUGUCACAUUCAUUUACUGACAGUGUAACUGUGUCCAGGCUCUGGGAACUUUGGCAAACGAUGGUUAUUUUUAGUAAGGAAUCUGGGAAUAAGGCCAUGAGAUAGGUAUCCCUAUACGUAUAGGAUAUAACUGCAAUAGCACCCUUCACCCCAAGCCCCAUUCACAACAGAGCCACACGUACAAAUAACCAGCUCUCUCUGCUCCACUCCACACCCAGCUGUGGGAGUGUUUUUGAAAAACAAAAUAAAAAGAAACCAAAAAGCCAACUUGAUUGCAUCCAGAGACAUGUCUUGAGAACCAGCUAGAGGCUCAAUCUUUGCCACUGGGAGCCUGUGGAGAAAUGGCGCAUCAGCAGUGGUGAAAGCAAAGCACAUCAGGGACUGUGCAGUGGAGCUCAGCAUAGGAGAUGACCCUCCAAGAAAGGAAUCUUAUUUCAAAAUACUGCCUUAAAUUUUUUCCGCUUCAUUUUGUGACAUCACCUGGAAUUCCCCUAAGUAGAGAAUGAUAGAUUUCGGAAGUUUGGGGACUGUGAAUUCCACAAAAUGAUUAGGUUC
This is a messenger RNA of Cynocephalus volans (Philippine flying lemur), 1424 nucleotides long. It is a transcript of the gene EPCIP, whose product is annotated as exosomal polycystin 1 interacting protein. The coding region runs from base 188 to 889 and encodes 233 amino acids. The transcript has 2 exons. Lineage: Eukaryota; Metazoa; Chordata; Mammalia; Dermoptera; Cynocephalidae. The record is from RefSeq and is a predicted model, not a curated record.